UACACACUCCAGAGACCACUCCAAAAUGCCAAUGUACGAUAAGGAGUCGUCGGCGGCCAAGCCGCAGUUUGAGAUGGACAAGGACCAGGAGGACCGUUUCGUGCGGUUCGUCGAGCGCAUGCCCGCGCGUACGGACGGCCUGGUCCGUCUGUUCGAUAGGGGAGAUUACUUCUCCGCGCAUGGCCCAGACGCGCUCCUCAUCGCCGAACAGGUGUACAAGACCACCAAUGUGCUCAAGUACCUCGGCUCGCCUUCCGCGCGCCCUGGGUCAUCGUCCUCGGCCAAGGGUCUUCCCUCCGCCACGGUAUCCAUGACGCUUGCCAAGGCGUUCCUCCGCGACUGCUUGACGACGAAGCAGAUGCGCGUCGAGAUCUACGAGCCUGUUGACGGCGCCGGCGGGCGAAAGAACCACACGCAGUGGCACCUCGCCAAGCAGGCCUCCCCUGGCAACCUGUCCCAGGUGGAGGACCUCCUCUUCGCCCACGAGGACUUGCUCGCCAACGCCGUGAGCAUGGCCCUCCGAGUUUACAUCAAGGACGGCGUGCGCACUGUCGGCGCGGCGUUCGUCGACGUCCAGGACAAGACCAUUGGCGUGGCCGAGUUCCCCGAGGACGAGCACUACGGCAACACCGAGUCGCUCAUCAUCCAGCUCGGUAUCAAGGAGUGUAUCAUGCAAGAGGACGCCAAGCACGUCGACCACGAGCUGGCCAAAGUGCGCACACUGGUCGAGCGAUGCGGUGUGAUUGUUACGGAGCGCAAGGCGUCGGAGUUCCAGCCGUCAAGUGUCGUCCAGGAUCUGGGACGGUUGCUGAAUGACACACACCCAAGUGUUCUGCCCGAGCACGACCUCAAGCAGGCCAUGUCGGCCCUCUCGGCGCUCAUCGCGUACCUCGGCCUCCUGUCCGACUCGCUUGUCCACGGUACUUUCAAGCUCCACAACCACGACCUGUCACAGUACAUGAAACUGGACGCGAGCGCACUCAAGGCACUCAACCUCAUGCCCAACCCUGAACUCGGGGGGAACAAGAACAUGAGCCUGUACGGCCUGCUGAACUACUGCCGGACGUCGCAGGGCCAGCGGCUGCUGGCGCGUUGGCUCAAGCAGCCGCUUGUGAACCUCCACUCGAUUCUUGAGCGGCAGAACAUUGUCGGCAUGUUUGUCGACGACACGGUGACGCGUGCGACGAUCCAGGACGACUGCUUGAAGAAGAUUCCCGACUUUCACCGUAUCUCGAAGCGCUUCCACCGCGGCCAGGCUGGCCUCGAGGACGUGGUGCGCGUGUACCAGGCUGUCCAAGUGCUUCCGCGUAUUAUCGGCUACCUCGACGAGGUCAAGGACGCCAACCCUGAGCACGGCCAGGUCCUCGACACGAGGUUUACCGACGCGCUUAGAGGCCACUCGGACAUGCUGGACAAGUAUGCCGAGAUGGUUGAGAAUACGAUCGACCUGGACGAGCUGCAGAACCACAACUUUGUCCUGCUGCCCACGUUGGACAAUGAGCUCCAGCGCUACCGUGACGACCUUAUCGGCGUUCGUGACCAGCUGGAUGCUGAGCACAAGCGCGUCGGCAGGGCCCUCGGCCUCGAUCUCGACAAGAAACUCCAUCUUGAGAACCACCAGGUGUACAAGUACUCGUUCCGCAUCACCAAGGCUGAGGCCGGGCUUAUCCGCAACAAGAAGCAGUACAUCGAGCUGUCGACGCAGAAAUCGGGUACGAUCUUCACGACAGAGACUCUGCGCGAACUUAGCGAGCAGUUCUCAGACUUGCAGGAGGGGUAUGAGCAGAAGCAGCGCCACCUCGUCAAAGAGGUGGUCCAGAUUGCCGCAUCAUACAUUCCCGUGUUUGAGCAGCUCGACGACCUCAUCGCGGCGCUCGACGUCAUCCUCAGCUUUGCUCAGAUUGCCGUGAGCGCGCCGAUUCCGUACAUCAAGCCCACUAUCAAGGAGAAGGGCUCAGGCGACGUUGUGAUCACAGGCGCUCGCCACCCCUGCUUGGAGGUCCAGGAUGACAUCCAGUUCAUCGCCAACGACCAUGAGAUGCGCAAGGGUGAAAGCGAGUUCCAUGUCAUCACCGGACCAAACAUGGGCGGUAAAUCUACCUACAUUCGCCAGCUGGGUACCAUUGCGCUCAUGGCCCAAGUCGGCUGCUUUGUGCCUGCCGACUCGGCCGAGCUGCCCAUCUUUGACUGCAUCCUGGCGCGUGUCGGCGCAGGUGACAGUCAGCUCAAGGGAGUCUCGACGUUCAUGGCGGAGAUGCUCGAGACGGCGACCAUCCUGCGCUCAGCUACUCGCGACUCAUUGAUCAUCAUCGACGAGCUGGGUCGCGGUACAUCGACCUACGAUGGCUUCGGUCUUGCUUGGGCUAUCAGCGAACACAUUGCCAACAACAUUCGCUGCUUCUGCCUGUUUGCAACUCACUUCCACGAGCUCACAACGCUUGCCGACCAGCUGGAAUGGGUCAAGAACCUUCAAGUUCGCGCCGAGGUUCGCCAGGCGCCCGAGGGCUCGAAGCAAGACCGUGAGAUCACCCUCCUGUACCAGGUUGUCGAUGGCCACAGCGACCAGAGUUUCGGUAUUCACGUCGCUGAGCUGGCCCGCUUCCCCGAAAGCGUGGUCAAGCUCGCGAAGCGCAAGGCGGAGGAACUCGAGGACUUUGGUGAUGGUCCUGCACCAGAGCCGAAACUGCCGAAAACAGAGGUGGAAGCAGGAACCGAGCUCAUGCGUUCCUUCCUCGAAACGUGGCGCAGCCGCACCGAGGGGGCGUCCGAGGAGCAGCAGUUGGAGGAGCUUCGCCGCACGGCCAACGAGUUCAAGGAUCGCUUUGACGGCAAUGCGUGGGUGCAGAAGGCUAUCGAGGGGUUGUAGUAGUGCAAACGCACGGGCCAUCAUGCCGCCAGGGCGUUGCGGCGAUGGACCGGGCGCAGGUGUAAUCUAAGCAAUGUGGGUUAGUGUAG
Messenger RNA from Vanrija pseudolonga, 2955 nucleotides. RefSeq names its product DNA mismatch repair protein msh-2 (gene msh-2). Bases 26 to 2866 code for a protein of 946 amino acids. Gene Ontology annotation, molecular function: ATP binding; mismatched DNA binding; ATP-dependent DNA damage sensor activity. Gene Ontology annotation, biological process: mitotic recombination; mismatch repair. The transcript is spliced from 7 exons. Gene Ontology annotation, cellular component: MutSalpha complex; nucleus. The record is from RefSeq and is a predicted model, not a curated record. NCBI's taxonomy places the organism in Eukaryota, Fungi, Basidiomycota, Tremellomycetes, Trichosporonales, Trichosporonaceae.